Glycine soja is the source of this 1941-nucleotide messenger RNA. RefSeq names its product seipin-2-like. Gene Ontology annotation, cellular component: endoplasmic reticulum membrane. The record is from RefSeq and is a predicted model, not a curated record. Bases 91 to 1611 code for a protein of 506 amino acids. Lineage: Eukaryota; Viridiplantae; Streptophyta; Magnoliopsida; Fabales; Fabaceae. Gene Ontology annotation, biological process: lipid storage; lipid droplet organization. The transcript has 3 exons.
CUCUCUUCUUCUUCUUUUUCGUACAGUGGCUCUGAGAAUGAAAUAAUUAUGGAACACUAUCUCCUAGCUUAACCAAGGCUCAGAAUCUGAAUGGACCCGCCAUCUUCGGUCGAUCAAGACGACGACGUUUUCCUCGACGCGUUUCACCAAUGCCCUGCCGAGGGCUCAACGGAACCUUCUGAUUCCGCUUCCACGCUUUUGGACCACAAGCCACACUCUCCGCCGACCACAAUCCGGCGCCGGCCACUCCGUCGAGGUAUUCCGGGUACCCAAUCGUCAGAUUCGAGCAUCGUGAGCGAUUUGAUCGAUGUCGAUUCGAGAAGGAGUUUCCGGCACAAAUCGAGGCUUAGAAAUCUCAACAAAAACGAGAAUUCGGAGGAGAAACCCGAUUCGGAAGAACCGCGACAAGUUAAUGCCUCGCCGGAAGAGAACAACGAGGGCUCCACCGUAACUUCAGCUGCGAACGACGACGCAGCCGGCGAUUCCAUUGACUCUGCACCUCGACUCGGCGACUCGUCUUCAAGUCUCCUCGAACUCGCCGCGGGGCUGGUGAUUAGCCUAUUAGGGUUUCAAAUGAAGCUAAUUUUCAUGUUCAUAACUUCCCCGUUUCUGUUCAUGUUUUAUUCGUGCAUGUUCUUCAUGGAUCCUUUGGGGACAACGAGGAAGGGCAAGGAUUUCGUGAUAGGGAUUUUGAACAGAAUGCGGUGUUUUGCGUUUUCGUACAUUAGGCCUUAUGUGAAUAGAUGGGUGAAGGAGAACGAUUCGUUUUGGAGCGUGGCGUUUCGGUGGGGGUGGGGGUUCAUGUGGUCGAUGUAUGUUUGUUGCGUUUUGUUUGGUCUUCUGGUUUCGUCGUUUGUGUUUAGUGGGUUUGUGAUGAAGUGUUUGGUUGAGAAGCCUAUUCAGAUGAGGGAAGUUUUGAACUUUGAUUAUACCAAGCUUAGUCCUGUGGCUUAUGUGCCUGUAAUGUCGUGUGCUGGUGUUGUUGGUGGGAGAAGUUCUGAGAAUAAGGUUGAUGCAAGGAAGUGGGCGGGUGAACGGGUUAUACCUUCUAAGCAUAAGGUGCAGGUCACUGUUGAGUUAAGGGUGCCAGAGUCAGGAUAUAACAGAAACCUUGGGAUCUUUCAGACCAGGGUAGAUUUCUUAUUGUCUAAUGGUAAAGCUAUAGCAAGCUCAAGUCAACCUUGCAUGUUAAGAUUCAGAAGUGAGCCUAUCCGCCUAAUCACGACUUUCCUCAAGAUUGCUCCUCUUCUUACUGGCUAUAUAUCCGAAACACAGACUCUGAAUGUGAAGAUGAGAGGUUUCGUAGAAGGAGAUGUACCUACUUCGUGUUUGAAAGUGACCCUUGAGCAACGAGCAGAAUAUCAACCAGGUGCAGGCAUUCCUGAAAUAUAUGAUGCAUCUCUGAUCAUUGAAUCUGAACUUCCCUUAUUCAAGAGGAUGAUUUGGCUUUGGAAGAUGAGCAUAUUUAUAUGGAUCGCGAUGAUGGCGUUCUUCGCGGAGUUACUUUUUGCUCUUGUGUGUUGUACGCCUAUAAUAAUUCCUAAAACAAGGCAAAGGGUAGCUUCUGGUCGCAGUCCUGCAACCUUAAACCAUCUUCAGGCACAACAUUGAGAUUACUCCAUUCACAGUCACUGUCACAAUAAUGGAAGUAAGGUUUUUGUCUAACAGUUUAACCUAGCAUGUAUUGGCCCGUAAACUGAGUUAGUGAGGCAUCCUAACAUCUAGUUUUUUUUCCUGUUGAAUUUCCUUUGUACAUGCUUUAGAGCACGUUAUGUACAAAAUGUAAUUUAUAUUAAAAUAUCAGAAAAAAAAAAUCAGCCAACCUGUUGUUGCUGUGCUAAUGAAGAUGUAUCUAGGCUAGGAUGUGUGACAAACUGAUUAUAAUAAAGGGCACUUGUUGGAUUAUUGGUGUAUCAAUUCAAUACUGAUUGCAUUGAUUCC